UGAAUACGAAACCCAAGAAAACCGAAGUCUCAUAAUGAGUUGAUGCGAUAGCUGAUGAGCUGGUAUGAAAGAGCAUCUUCGAAUUCAAUUUGCGGCAAUUUUUUGCAAAUAAAUAUUGGUGUUAUUUAUUGCGGCACCAACAGUCAACGACAUGCCGUCAUAUCAAGCAGAAUACAGCGUCGACGAGCAGGCGGCCAUCGACAAGGAAUUUACUAGACUUGCAAACAACAAAAGCAUUUACCUGGAUCAUGCUGGCACAACCUUGUACGCAGAGAGUCAAGUGGCAGCAGCCGCAGAGCAGUUGCAACGGGAUGUCAUCUGCAAUCCGCACACGUGCCGCCUAACCGGCGACUAUGUGGAUCAGGUGCGCUACAAAGUGCUGGAGUUCUUCAAUACGAAUGAGCAGGAUUAUCAUGUGAUAUUUACGGCCAAUGCAACGGCUGCCCUGUCGCUGGUGGCGGAGAAUUUCGAUUUUGGCACCAGUGGCAACUUCCACUAUUGCCAGGAAAAUCACACCUCAGUGCUGGGCAUGCGUGAGCGUGUUCAGCCACGAGCCAUUUACAUGCUCAAGGAGGAGCAGAUCAGUGGCAGGGGCGCGGCAUCCGUGGCAUCAGUUAAUGGCAGCUCCAAGCCUGCUGCUAGUCUGGACAACUCUCUGGUGACGUUCUCGGCCCAGUGCAAUUUCAGUGGCUACAAGAUGCCGCUCGAGGCCAUUGCUGGCAUACAGCAGCACGGUCUGCCGCAUGGGCCAGGCAAAAGGAUUUAUGGCGAAGCGGGAGUGGCAGAUCCCAGCCACGACAACAACUUUUAUGUGUGCCUGGAUGCCGCCUCCUUUGUGGCGACCAAUCCCUUGGAUCUGCAACGCUACCAACCCGACUAUGUGUGCUUUAGUUUCUACAAAAUCUUCGGCUAUCCCACCGGCGUGGGUGCACUGCUGGUGAGCCGCCGCGGCGCGGAGGCCUUUGGCAAGCGUCGCUUCUUUGGCGGCGGCACCAUCAACUAUGCCUAUCCCCAUGCCAUGGACCAUCAGCUGCGUGAGGUGUUCCAUCAGCGGUACGAGGACGGCACACUGCCCUUCCUCUCCAUUGUGGGACUACUCGAGGGUUUUCGCACACUGGAACGCCUGGUGCCGAGGAGCAAGAGGGAUGGUGGUGGUGUGGCCACCAUGGAGCGUAUCUCGCGACAUGUCCAUGGCCUCGCACAGUACGUGGAGCAGCAGCUGCGGGAGCUUAAGCAUCCCAAUGGCCAGCAUCUGAUUGAACUCUACAACCGAGUGGGAUAUGAGGAGCGCAGCCGGCAGGGCGGCAUUGUGGCCUUCAAUGUUCGCACGGAUACUGGCGCCUUUGUUGGCUUUGGGGAGGUUGCCUGUGUGGCGGCCCUGCAGGGCAUACUCCUGCGCACCGGCUGCUUCUGCAACAUUGGUGCCUGCCAGCGCUACCUUCAACUGGAUGAUGCCCUGAUGGAUGCCAUUUACAAGCGUGCCGGUCGCAUUUGUGGCGAUUACUUUGACCUGAUCGAUGGUCAGCCGACGGGCGCCGUGCGCGUCUCCUUUGGCUACAUGACUCGCCGGGAGGAUGUGGAUGAGCUGCUCAAAAUGCUGCGCCUCAGCUAUCUGGCGACCAGACCACAGCAGCGACUGCAACUGAUCGAGCAGCAGGCGGAUGAGCUGCCCAAGGCACUGAAGGAGCGGGCACAACGGCGACCGCAGCUCCUGCAGCUGGCCAUCUAUCCGGUCAAGUCGUGUGCAGCCCUCAAGAUCGAGGGUGGCGGCGCCAACUGGCCACUGACCGCACAGGGACUGCAGUAUGACAGGGAGUGGAUGAUUGUGGACAUGAAUGGCAUGGCCAUCACCCAGAAACGAUGCACGGAGCUCUGCCUGAUCAAGCCCCACAUAUGGGACGACCAAUUGGUGCUGCAAUUUGGAGACUCGUCCUCGACUGUAUCGCUGCCGCUUUCGCUGUCCGAUCAGGCAGAGAACUCGUCGCGGUGCCGCAGCAAAGUGUGCCGCCAGCCGGUCGAAGGUCUGGACUGCGGCGAUGAGGUGGCCCAAUGGCUGAGCGGAUAUCUCGGCAUGGAGGGUCUCCGUUUGCUGCGUCAAUCCUCGCGGAGGAGCUCGCCCAGCGGUGAGCAGCAACAGCAGCUAAGUCUGGUCAAUCAGGCGCAGUUUCUGCUGGUCAAUCGAUCCUCUGUGCGUUCCCUGCUGUUCGAAGAGUCGCUGGACGAGACCGUUGAUCGUUUUCGGGCCAACAUCAUCAUCGACACGGGCACCGCCUUUGAGGAGUUGUCCUACAAGCAGCUGACCAUCGGCCAGGUGCAAUUCCAAGUGGAGGGGCCCUGCCAGCGCUGCGAUAUGAUCUGCAUUAACCAGCGCACGGGCGAACGCUCCCCAGAGACACUCACCACCAUCUCGCGCCUGCAGAGCGGCAAGAUGCGUUUUGGCAUCUACAUAUCAAGGAUCUCCACAGCGAACAGCAAGGACCAACUCACCUGCGGCGAUGUCGUUUUGGUCACCUGAAGACAGACAAGUAGCCCUCCCGUCCUUUACAUUCCGAGAGUUCCGUGUAGAGAGGGAGGGGAGGUGCUAAACUUAUACAUAGAAGGCUUGCCGUCCUCAGACAUUUGGUUAUCUUUAGGUAGUCAAUGGUUAUUCAUUUCAAGACGCUUACAGAUCUGA
Molecule: messenger RNA, 2674 nt
Organism: Drosophila subobscura
Lineage: Eukaryota; Metazoa; Arthropoda; Insecta; Diptera; Drosophilidae
Gene: mal
Product: molybdenum cofactor sulfurase
Exons: 3
Coding region: 152-2515 (787 amino acids)
Biological process (GO): Mo-molybdopterin cofactor biosynthetic process
Molecular function (GO): molybdenum ion binding; molybdenum cofactor sulfurtransferase activity; pyridoxal phosphate binding
Source: RefSeq, a predicted model, not a curated record